Messenger RNA from Varanus komodoensis (Komodo dragon), 5240 nucleotides. RefSeq names its product mastermind like domain containing 1 (gene MAMLD1). The record is from RefSeq and is a predicted model, not a curated record. The transcript has 5 exons. Gene Ontology annotation, cellular component: nuclear body. Gene Ontology annotation, biological process: regulation of transcription by RNA polymerase II. The coding region runs from base 198 to 3179 and encodes 993 amino acids. NCBI's taxonomy places the organism in Eukaryota, Metazoa, Chordata, Lepidosauria, Squamata, Varanidae.
UAGUGCGCGAAUUGAGACAGACAGUGAAUCAUUAGCAAACUGCAACGCCAGGAUGAACUUGUCGGGAACCUAAAAGGAGGGCAGGGCGGCGGGGAGAGAACACCGGGCUCCGGAGCUCGCCCGGGGCUCGCGGGCCGCCGCGUUUUGUCCAAGACCGUCAAACUGGAUGUAAAAAGCUGGUGCGUCGCCAGUCCAAGAUGCUUCUGGUUUCCGCGCGGGUAGAAGCACCACGCAUGGAGCCUCAUAUUCCGGGAUCCAUUAAGAGAAAGCUGGGAGAUGACAGUUCCCCACCUGCCAAUGCCGUGCCUGACGUCAUCUUCCCAGGCGACAGCAAGCGACUCUGCCUUGAUGAUGUCACCCUUUCCAUGGGCCAAGGGACCAAUCCUGUUUCAUGCCCAGAUAUGCAGCACUCACCAUUCUCCACCAGUCACGGUGCAUCCGCUAUGGGCGUGGCAGGGCAUGGAAUGCUGCUGGAAGGCAGCCACCGGAACGGGAACAGUAUCGGGUCUCCAUUCUCCGUCCCACCCAACACCGAAGUAGGGCAGAAGGGGCCCAUAGGUGGCCAUUAUGACGAGAAAGGGAGUAACUUGCAUUCAGUGGACCAGGAGCUGCAAGAUCUGCUAGAAGAACUGACAAAGAUGCCUGAUCCGUCCCCCAAUGAGCUGGACCUUGAGAAGAUACUGGGAAGCAAACCGGAGGAGUCGCUUGGAAGUCUCGGCCACCCACAGCCCACCAUGAACAGCACUCCAAAGUCCUCUCCACAAGCUCCACAUUUGGACAACCACAUGCCCAACAAAGACUUUUCUCCAGGGUGCAAUCCUGCAAGCAGUAGCUCGCCCCAGAUGAGACCGUCAUCCGCUGGAGCAAGCUAUCCCGUUCCACCCCAGACGAAGGCUGUCGCUUCACCCAUUUCUUCGACGGCACAGAACAAGAGCCAGCCUCAGUCUAUGCUCCCAGUACCUCUGCCCAACAUGACUAGCCCGAACUGGCAUGCACAGCAACUGAAGCACUUGGCAGCAAGCAAGCAGGUCCCAACGACCAAGCACCAGGCCCCGGGCUGGUCCACUGUAUCCGCACAAGGCCUGUCACCUCCCUACCGGCCCGGCUCUUCCCCUCACGAUCAACCCUUCAGUCCCCAGAAUGUCAUGGUGUCUGGUAUGAGCGCGAACGGCUUGCCAGGAAGCAGCAUCCAGAGUCCUCAGAACUCCUUGCUCUCGAGCAUAACGUCCAACAGCAACCCGUCCAGUGGCCCAUCUCCUCCUUUUGGGCCUGAGAAGCUUUCCAGUCCGGUUCUCAGCCAGCAGCCGUUCAGCCCUCCAAACCCCAUCCUUCCCAACAUAAGUGUCACCAGCAUCCCGACCAGCAGCAUCAAAAGCCCGCAAAGCAACUUGGUGUCGACAAAUACCGGACCGUCCCCUCCGUACCGGCCGGAGAAGCUUUCCAGUCCUGCUCUGCAUCAGCAGCCCUUUAGCCCCCAGAAUCCCUUAAUCCCCAACAUCGCUCCCACCGGCAACCCCACAAGCAUGCAGACCUCUCUCUUCAAAUCUCUCUCGACGACCCAGCCGAAAAACAUGAGCCUCCUCAUGCAGCAGUCCUCCAAUGGCAUGCAGCCAGGCUUGGUGAGCGAAGGCCCCGUGGGCCCAGACCAGUUUUCCUUCAAUAACACCAAGCCGCUGACCCACUUCAGCUCCGAGCCCGCGGCUCCACAGAAGAUGGCGCCGAUGGCGGCCAGCUCCGGCCCGCAGUCCUUGCUCCACUAUCUGCAGCACCAGCAGGGGGCGUCUUCCCAGCAGUCCCAGCCAGUGAACAACAGCCAGUUCCUCCAGCAGCAGCUGCGGCAGCUGAUGCAGCCCUCCCGGAUGCAGCGGCACGUCCAGCCGUCCGCGAUGCCGCCCUCGCAAGGCCGGCAGGAUCAGACGCCUGGGAUUGUUCCUAGACUUCAGGAGCCGGGAGCUGUCCCGAAUGCAGGUUCGGUGCCUGCCCCAGCCCCAGCCAUGGUCAAUGGAUAUACCAUGAGGAACCAUCUCUUAAAGCAGCAGAUAAUGAGGCGACAACAGCAGCAGCUGCAGGAGAAGCAGAGGCACAGCAUGAUGGGAGUGGCCACAGAGCAAAGAGGGCCGUUCGUGGGCCAGCAGAUGAAUCAGUUUCCAGCGGUUUCGCAGCCCAUGACAACCGAUUGCGGGCAGCCGAUGCAGGCUCCUUCUCCCAGCCACCGCAUGAUGCCAUCAGCCCAGGGAAUCCUGCAGAACGCUCUGGGCUCCGGGAUCGCCUCGGCCGCCGUGAGCCAGAACAGUGGGGCGAUGGUGAUGGUGUCCCACAACCCCAGCAAGCAGCCGGGCAUGUUCCCGCCGAACUCCGAUUUCAGUCUUCCACUGCGCCCGAGCCAGACUGCCCUGGGCAUGAAUUCCGGCUGCCAGACGGUCCACAGCCACCCCGCAGUCCGGCCAAGCAUGGCGCUGUCGGGUUUUGCUGCUGGGUCCUUGGUGAAUCAUACUUCGGCCCAGCAACACUUGAGACAGUCGGCGAUGCCCAGAAUUCCCAACGUCUACGCCAACCCGUCUGCUCAGAUGUGGACGCCGACGGGAGUCCCUCGGAUGCCUGGUCAAGGUCAGAUGGAUGCCAGCUUGCAGCCGUUCUCCGGUAACCCUCUCUUUUCCAAACAGAACACAAGGCCGACUCUCCCCGGCCAGCCCUUUUCCCACCAGCCUGUGGUGCCGCCCAACCAGAUCGCUCCUGGUGUCCAGGCCAGGCCGAUGCAGAAGGUCAGCCUGGGGCAGCCCGGCCACGGCAUGGACUCCCUGAAUAACCAGACCCUGCGCCACAAUUUAACCAGGGGACCUUUGCCGGCUGCCAUGGGCGUCAUGAAAGCGAUGCCGCAAGGCCUGCCUGGUUUUAGCCCGCUCAGUCCGGCCCAGACGGUUGGCCCGCCAAGUUAUCCCGGCUCUGCCAGCCAGUUGCCAGGAUCAUUCAACAGACUGACCACUGCCUCCGAACUGCCGCCGCAGUAUGACUUUGCAGCCCAGCAAAACAAUUCUCUUUUGCCCGGAAACUGCAGCGAAGCUGAUUUCAUCGACUCCCUUAUGAAGAACAGUGGCAGCACUGACGAAGACUGGCUAAAUAAUUUGACAAUGAUAGAUGACAUUUUGGGGCAGCACGUUCAAAGCUCUGGACACGUGUAAUCGUUGUGGGAAGUGAGGGAUCUGUACAUAAUUUCAGUGGGACUUGGAACGGAAAACAUUUACACACACGCACACAAAUGCUCCCCAUUUUUCAGCACCAAAAGAAUGAGCUUGUCCAACUAAUGCUUCACUUUCCACCCAGAUUUUUCAAAUGGCUAUGUAUAUAUUUGAAUAUUUUGUAAAUUAUGUUUUCCUAAACAUUAAAUAUGGAAGUAUUUAUACUUCUUUGCUGGACUCUUUGUAAAUAACGUAUAGGCUACUCUGCUGUCUUUCUUUUUUCUUAUAUAAUAGGAACUGAAUUCCAACUUGUUCUAAAUAUGCAAAUAUUAUUGUUAGUUUGAGUAAUACUGUGUAUUACAGCAUCAAAUAUUUUAUGUUUUUGACAUAACAUAUGAACUAGAGGUGUCCUGGCAAAUGGAGUAAACAGGAAGCCAAGUUUAUACUAUUCCUCACCUGCCCACUCUUCCUCCCUGACUCUUCUCCAGCACAAAUUUUUCAAGCGAUACCUCCGCUGAAUGAAAGGUCCAUUUUGACCUGGCCAACAAAAAUGAUCAGCAGCAGCCCCAGGAAUUCAACCCAGCAAAUUGCUUUAUAAAGCAGCUCAUUGUGGCAUCAUUCCUGGGCUGGACAGAGACGCUGAUGGCCCUUUGGAGCUUUCUCUUGCUGCUCUUGACCCAGGGCUGCUUCCCACAUUGUGUGUCCUCUCUGAAUAAGUCCAGCAUCCAGCCUUGUGUGGAUGGGCUGUAGGCAAAGAAACACAGAGCAAGUCAGAAGGGGUCUCCCAGGCCAUCUAGUCUGACCCCCGGCUCUAGCCGUCUCCACUCACCACAUGCCCGCCAUGUGCAGGUCUAGCCUAUCCUUGAACAUCCAGCAAGUCAGACAGCAGCCGCUUGUAGCAGAACUUCAGGAUGAUCAGGGUGCCCCCCGGAGAGUGCCAAAAUGCAGCAGGGCUGAUGUAUUACAUUUCAAAGUGGGUAAAAUAAAAAUGCUCCCAUCUAGACAGCCUCCAAAUUCCCUCACUAGGCCAUUCUCUCCAUUGUUUAGAAUUACCAUUGUGUACUGCUGACGUCAGAGAAUUGCCUCAAUCACAACGGCCUGGGUCACACAUACAACUACUCUAUGGUUUAUUUAAGUGAUGGGCACUUGAAUUCUGGGUUCUCUAGUUGUGCGAACCCUGCCAUGCUUACAAGCCAUCAUUUGUUAACCAGGAACCACCCAGAACGUGAGAACCAAUGUUUGCUGGCUUAUGAACUCUGUUUAAACUAUGGAUUAAGUGACAAUGCAGAAGGCUGUUUCUUUCUUCAGAUUACAGAGGAAGUAAAUAGUCAACACCACAAAUGUUGGGAUGCAGGGAGGGAAUGGGUGAAAUAGAAGGGAAGCAAAGCAAAGGUUGAGCAAACAAGCCACAGUUGGUUCCAUCAUGUUCCAUGUUCCUGGGUAGGGCAACAAAGCAUGGCUUAAUCAUGGAUUAGCACUGUGUGAACCAAGUCGUUGUUAAUGGUCUCAGUUUAUGAAUUCAAGUUCAUCAUCAAGCAACAAGUAAUCAAGCAGUAAUAUACAUACACACGUGAACCAGUCUAUACAUCAACAAAGAGGCUGAUUGUGACAAUAUUGAAUACCAUGGUGCAAAAUUCUCUCCACCAGAAGGGCACGCAAACCUGCCAUAUUGGGUCUUAUCGCCAAUGAUCAAAGCCCAUUCCUGGUUUGCCCACCUCAGUAAUGUAUAUUUGUAGUGUACAGGUGUUAUGUUCCUGGUUCUGAACAAUUUUCGUAUUUUCUUCUUUGUUUUUAAUAUGAGGCGCUCUUUUUCUCUCCUCUCAGAGAAAAUAUCUAUAAAAUGCAAAUAGCUUAACUCUGGAUGUUUUUUUCUGUCAUAUGUAUAUUUAAGAGUCUGUUUAUAAAAGAAAUCCAUUGUACUGUAAACUACUUCAAAAUGUUCAUACUUUGUGUAAUCAUAUUUUAAUAGCCACGUCAUCCUCCAUUUGUAAGAUAUCGUCCACUUCAAGCACACCAAAAUGUUUUUUCCUUCAUACCAUAAUAAACUGUCAGGGAAAAAUUGCA